Daucus carota subsp. sativus is the source of this 1402-nucleotide messenger RNA. RefSeq lists its product as uncharacterized. The transcript has 4 exons. The record is from RefSeq and is a predicted model, not a curated record. Lineage: Eukaryota; Viridiplantae; Streptophyta; Magnoliopsida; Apiales; Apiaceae. The coding region runs from base 202 to 1260 and encodes 352 amino acids.
AUAUGUAUUUCGUACUGUUGUUGAAGACUGUUUGUGUGGUGCAACUAAUCAAAAGUUAGAGAGAGAGAGAUUUGUGCUGUGUGAAUAAAAGCUACAAAUUCUGCACUAUCUUCAACUUCUUGCACUCUCUACCCAAGACUUGUUUCUUGUCUUGGGUCUCUCUGAGUCUCGACUCUCUCCUCUUGCCUCUAUCAAUUUAUCAUGAGGAUCAGGAAGCGAUUCUCUAUGUUAUCGACGGCGCCUCCGGUCUCAGAUCCACAACUCAACCGCUCAACUCUGGUGCAACAAACAUCUUCCCCGUUGCACCCAAUUCAAAACAUGGGUGGUGGCGCUGAUUCCGAUCCUGCCGCUCACCGUCUCUCCUCCGAUCAAAAACCGGCGACGAUGAACAACUCCUUGCACUCCGAUAAAUUCGAGAUCAAGCAUAAGGAAGAAGGAGAAGAAGAAAAUGGAAGCAACAACAAUUCCAGGAAGGAAUACAACUUUUUAGCUGUUGGAACGGUUGGAGAGACUCGAGUUUUGCCAUCGUUGAGUUCUCAUCCAGUUGAGGGAAGAUGGGAUGACGGGGAUGAAAAGAUACCUUCGAAGAAGAGAAAAGGGGGUGUGGAGGAGGAAGAAACAGUGUUGAAGAUGAAGCCGAAGGCCAACAAGAAAUUUAGUACUUCAGGCAUGCAACAAAAUCAAGUUAAAGCGGGCAGUGAUGAGAGUAAUUCAACCCUGAACAACAAUACUGUCAAGAAGAUGAACAAGAGAGGCGGUGCAAUUAUGGAGGGAUCACGUUGCAGUCGUGUGAAUGGAAGAGGCUGGAGGUGUUGUCAGCAAACACUUGUGGGUUAUUCCUUGUGCGAACAUCAUCUUGGUAAGGGAAGGCUUCGUAGCAUUUCAAACGUCAAAGGCCGAAAGACACCUGCUGCUGCUGCUGCUGCUACCAUUGCACCUCAGAAUGUCACUACUGAUAGUUCUAUUAAUGAUAGUACCUCUAAGGCUAAUACCACCAAUGAUAAUGAAUCGUCCAAGAAAUUACCGGUCUCUUUACCAGUAGUGCAAUCACCUCGACCUCGAGAUCGUAAGAACACAAUGUUGUUGGAUGGUAGCUGUUAUGAUGAUGAUGAGGAGGAGGACAAAUAUGAAGAUGACGACGACGAUGAUGAUUAUAACGAGGAAGAGACGAAGAAGCCAGUAGUUGCGAAAAAGAAGAGGAUGAAGGUGGGUAUGGUGAAAGCUAGAUCUUUAAGCAGCUUACUGAACCGAACAAACUAGCUAUGCAGAGGUAGAAUAACAAGCGACGAGGAUAUUGUAAUGGCAUAGAAGCCUGACCAGUGUGUUUUCAUGAAUUUGAAUCCAGUUACUCAUAUACUAUUCGUACGCUUACAAUUCGUGAAAAAAGGUACUUGAUGUUUUA